UAAGGCAGACACACUGUCCCAGAUGUAUGACACAGAGGAGCGGUCCAUGGAUCCCACUCAUACUUCCGGCUUCUUUCCUGGUGGCACCGGUGGUAUGGGAGAUGGACGGGGACAUUGAGUGGGUUGUGGGCUGUGUACAGAGCCCACUCCCACUCCGUGUCCAGUUGGGCACCUGUACGUUCCGUCUGAUCUGUUUGGCCCACAAGUCAUCCUGGCAUCGGUCGGACAGUGCACUGUCUUAGUGGGAAGUUCUGGUGGCCCACUUUAGCUAAGGACGUAAGGGUUUAUGUUUCCUCCUGCUUGGUGUGUGCCCAGUGCAAGGCACCUAGACACCUGCCCAGAGGGAAAUUGCAACCCCUACCCGUUCCACAACGGCCGCGAUCACACUUAUUGGUGGAUUUUGUGACAGAUCUUUCUCCGUCACAGGGAAACACAAAGAUCCUGGUCCUUGUGGAUCGGUUUUCUAAGUCCUGCCGUCUCGUUCCUUUGCCCCGUCUCCCUAUGGCUCUACAGACUGCGGAGGCCCUGUUCACCCACGUCUUCCGGCACUACAGGGUGCCUGAGGAUAUAGUUUCUGAUCGUGGUCCCCAGUUCACGUCUGGAGGGUGUUUAUGGAAUGACUGGGGGUCUCGGUCAGCCUCACCUCAGGUUUUCACCCCGAGAGUAACUGGCAGGUGGAGAGAUUUAACCAGGAUGUGGGUAGGUUUCUGUGGUCCUAUUGCCAUGACCGGCCGGGGGAGUGGGCGGUUUUCAGCCCCUGGGCAGAGAUGGCCCAAAACUCCCUCUGCCACUAACCUAUCUCCUUUUCAAUGUGUACUAGGUUAUCAGCCGGUCCUGGCACUGUGGCAUCAAAGCCAGAUCGAGGCACCUGCGGUGGAUGAAUGGUUUCGGCACUUGGAGGAGACAUGGGACGCUGCCCAUGUGCACCUGCAACCGGCCAUCAGGCGGCAGAAGGCGAGCGCCAACUGCCACCGCAGUGAGACCCCGGUGUAUGCACGGGUCUGGAUCUCAACCCGAAACCUACCCCUUCGCCUGCCCUGCUGGAAGCUGGGUCUGUGGCCGGUGGUGGCUGGUCCGCUCCAGCAGUAUGAGGUGCCCUCUGGACAUUGAGGGGCCCCAGCGUAUACUGUGCGAGUCAUCAUGGACUCAAGGCGUCGGGCGAGGGGUCUUCAGUACCUCGUGGAGUGGGAGGGGUACGGUCCGGAGGAGAGAUGCUGGGUGCCGGUGAAGGACAUUCUGGACUCUUCCUUACUGCAGGAAUUUCACUGUCUCCACCCGGAUCGUCCUGCACCUCGUUCUACGGGUCGUCCCAGAGG
This is a messenger RNA of Oncorhynchus gorbuscha (pink salmon), 1316 nucleotides long. RefSeq lists its product as uncharacterized. The coding region runs from base 502 to 1110 and encodes 202 amino acids. The transcript has 2 exons. NCBI's taxonomy places the organism in Eukaryota, Metazoa, Chordata, Actinopteri, Salmoniformes, Salmonidae. The record is from RefSeq and is a predicted model, not a curated record.